Molecule: messenger RNA, 1213 nt
Organism: Leptonychotes weddellii (Weddell seal)
Lineage: Eukaryota; Metazoa; Chordata; Mammalia; Carnivora; Phocidae
Source: RefSeq, a predicted model, not a curated record
CACAGCCUGCGCCGUUAAAACUGGAGACGCCCGCAGGAUCCCCUCGGUCAGGAUGGAACUGAAGGCCGAGGAGGAGGAGGCGGGCGGCGUCCAGCCGGUGAGCAUCCAGGCCUUCGCUAGCAGCUCCACGCUGCACGGCCUGGCGCACAUCUUCUCCUACGAGCGGCUGUCUCUGAAGCGGGCGCUCUGGGCCCUGUGCUUCCUGGGCUCGCUGGCCGUGCUGCUGUGUGUGUGCACCGAGCGGGUGCAGUACUACUUCCAUUAUCACCACGUCACCAAGCUCGACGAGGUGGCCGCCUCCCAGCUCACCUUCCCCGCCGUCACGCUGUGCAACCUCAACGAGUUCCGCUUCAGCCAAGUCUCCAAGAAUGACCUGUACCACGCUGGGGAGCUGCUGGCCCUGCUCAACAACAGGUAUGAGAUACCGGACACACAGAUGGCAGAUGAAAAGCAGCUGGAGAUCCUGCAGGACAAGGCCAACUUCCGCAGCUUCAAGCCCAAGCCCUUCAACAUGCGCGAGUUCUACGACCGCGCGGGGCACGACAUUCGAGACAUGCUGCUCUCCUGCCACUUCCGGGGGGAGGUCUGCAGCGCUGAAGACUUCAAGGUGGUCAAAAGGUGUGUUUCUAGCCCCUGGACAGAUGUGGCACUGACUGAAAACAUUUGCCUGUUGGGUCAGAGCUUAGGAGAGACCGUCUUGGCAUCUUCUGCUGCUUUGAAACAGAGGUUCUAACUGGAAGUCCAAGCCCUGGCUCAAAGUUUUUGCAAAAUAAAAUGUGCACAGGUACAUGUGAAGUCCACUGUGGGUUUCCAAGGGCCAAAAUCAUCCAACUUGUGAGAACCCUGCUCAUGGAGGACAGUUCAGGAGGCAUAGGAAGGGGCAUAUUCUGGUCCCUCCUCUGGCGGGGGUCUGCAGUGAUGAGUGUUCCCCCUCAGAUGUGCUUCUGAAUCCAGCUCAACCGCAGGGGGAUGGACUGGUGGUCACAGAGUGUUUGACUGGGUCCAUCCCCCAGCUGUAGCUGAGUCAGCUUGGGAGAGUGGGGAUAAAUAUGGGAAACCUGGGCUAAAUCUGGGAGAAACUGGUUUCAGACUGAGGAGGCAGAGGGUCAACCUUAGUAGCUCUCUUGAACUACCAAAAAAGCAACCAACGACCCACUCUCAAGGACCCCUCUUCCCUGGCCACCUCUUUUCCUUUGAGGUAGGAUGCUUGGUC